Molecule: messenger RNA, 1049 nt
Organism: Botrytis cinerea B05.10
Lineage: Eukaryota; Fungi; Ascomycota; Leotiomycetes; Helotiales; Sclerotiniaceae
Exons: 4
Coding region: 149-904 (251 amino acids)
Molecular function (GO): O-methyltransferase activity
Source: RefSeq, a predicted model, not a curated record
GGAAGUUUAUUAUUUGGACGUUUCUUUUGUAUCAUCGUGCUGAGUGCCUCAGAUCACAAUUCUCACGUCUUACAACAGAACACUAGUUACGGAGAAUUGCAUUCAUAUUCAAUUCGGAGUUCACCGUUAAAAUCAUUUGCAAAGUAAAAUGGAAAAAGACGCAGAAUUCGCCAAAGACUGGCCUACCCUUGGCAAGGCAAUAGAGUCCGGCAUUGAAUCCCAUGACGGCCGCGAAGCUCAACUACUCGCUUACAUGUUAUCUCACAAUCCUACCCAUCCUUUGGAUGUCCUCUCCACCAUCGACGAAUUUUCCCUACGCGAAGAUUUUCUCAUCAGUGUUGGUCCCAAUAAAGCUGAUAUUUUGCGAGAUCUCAUUAUGCGGGAGAAACCGAGGAUGUUGGUGGAAUUGGGCGGAUAUUUGGGAUAUAGUGCUGUGCUUUUCGCGGAUGCCAUGGUGAAAGCGCAUGAAGGUGAUGAGGGGUUAAAGAUCUAUUCCCUCGAACUCGAUCCCAUCUGCGCGGCUAUUGCUCGCCAAAUCGCUCAAAUAGCAGGACUUGCCCAUAUUAUUGAAGUUGUUGAAGGCACAGCCGCUUCCUCGAUUACCAAUCUAGUUAAAGAGAAUAAAAUCACUAGUGUCGAUUUUUUGUUCCUAGAUCAUGUAGAGGAUUUGUAUGAGCAAGAUUUCAAAGUUGUAGAGGCAUUGAGUGUGCUGAAAAAAGGAGCCGUGGUUGUGGCAGAUAAUGUGAUCAGGCCCGGGGCUCCGGAGUAUAGAGAAUUUAUUAGAGGAGACAUGAAGAAGGAGCAGGGGUGGGAAAGUCGGGGUGUAAAAGGUUUAAUUUGGCCCGGGAAUUUUGAGGAUGAACUUGAAGUUAGUAAGUUAGUUGGUUUGGAAGUGAAUAAUUAGUGAUAUACAUUACGUUUAGAUGAUAAGUCUUGCGUGGGAAGGUUGUUAGAUUGCAAUUAAAACACUCAUUUGGGAAGAAACAGCGAUAUAUUAACUCGCAUAGCAAGAAUGCAUGCUCACUCUAUCAAAUUAGUAAGGACAUCCA